Indicator indicator is the source of this 3102-nucleotide messenger RNA. RefSeq names its product solute carrier family 25 member 6 (gene SLC25A6). The record is from RefSeq and is a predicted model, not a curated record. The transcript is spliced from 4 exons. Lineage: Eukaryota; Metazoa; Chordata; Aves; Piciformes; Indicatoridae. Gene Ontology annotation, cellular component: mitochondrial inner membrane. The coding region runs from base 33 to 929 and encodes 298 amino acids. Gene Ontology annotation, biological process: mitochondrial ATP transmembrane transport; mitochondrial ADP transmembrane transport. Gene Ontology annotation, molecular function: ATP:ADP antiporter activity.
UUCAUUCCCGGCGGCUCCGGCGCGGCGUGAACAUGGCGGACCAGGCCAUCUCCUUCCUCAAGGACUUUCUGGCGGGCGGCGUCGCCGCUGCCAUCAGCAAGACUGCGGUGGCGCCCAUCGAGCGGGUCAAGCUCUUGCUUCAGGUGCAACAUGCAAGUAAACAAAUUGCUGCUGAUAAGCAGUACAAGGGUAUCAUCGAUUGUGUAGUGCGUAUUCCAAAGGAACAAGGGGUGCUGUCUUUCUGGCGAGGCAACUUGGCAAAUGUCAUCAGAUACUUCCCAACUCAAGCUCUCAACUUUGCCUUCAAGGAUAAGUAUAAGCAGGUGUUCUUGGGAGGUGUAGACAAGCACACUCAAUUCUGGAGGUAUUUUGCUGGUAACCUGGCUUCUGGUGGUGCAGCAGGAGCCACUUCCCUCUGCUUUGUCUACCCCUUGGAUUUUGCAAGAACCCGUUUGGCUGCUGAUGUUGGAAAAGCUGGCGCAGACAGAGAAUUUUCUGGUCUAGGAGACUGUCUAGUCAAGAUCACCAAGUCUGAUGGUAUCCGUGGCUUAUAUCAAGGGUUCAAUGUCUCUGUCCAAGGGAUCAUCAUCUAUAGAGCUGCCUACUUUGGGAUCUAUGAUACAGCAAAAGGCAUGCUCCCAGAUCCCAGAAAUACUCAUAUUGUUAUCAGUUGGAUGAUUGCCCAGACAGUGACUGCAGUGGCUGGUGUGGUCUCCUAUCCUUUCGAUACAGUGCGUCGUAGGAUGAUGAUGCAGUCAGGACGCAAAGGAGCUGACAUCAUGUACUCUGGAACAAUUGACUGCUGGCGGAAGAUUGCAAGGGAUGAGGGAGGAAAGGCGUUCUUCAAGGGUGCAUGGUCUAAUGUUCUGAGAGGCAUGGGGGGUGCAUUUGUUCUUGUGCUGUACGAUGAAUUCAAGAAAGUCAUUUAAACAGCCUAACUAGAGUUGAAAAUCAAGUUGAGCAGAUCAUGUAGAAUAACAACCAUUAUGGACCAUUGACCUUCAAGAAAUUCCUGAGAGUCUUAUUUAUCAGAGCCCAAUGAUACUUGUAGAUGGGGCUGGAAACUGUCAAUUGAGGACUGAUCCAUUUCUUAGUAACAUGCAUGAAGACACUGAAUCUGGCAGUUCAGUGUGGUGAUUUUCUAUUUUUUUUUUUCAGCAACGACAGACGUUGGUUCUAGGUCCAAAGUGGCUGGGUCCAGUUUAGGCAGAAAAAAAAACAAAACAUUUGCCUGUGGAUCAGUCCCCAGUUUCAAGUCCUAUCUUCUAGGACCAUACAAUCAUAUUUCAAAGUACUUGCUAACAAAUCAUGUUCUUUUCCACUUGUACUGAAGCACUAUAUACCAUUUUGCACAGCUGAACAUCUAGCAAUUUUGUUCUUAAAUUGGGGCAUUUUGCUGUAAAACAAUAAACAUACUUACUCUGUGUUGAAAUUAUUACAUAAAAGCUUUGGGAAAGCCUCUUUUGUUUGAAAACUUGUUUCAGAUAAUGGUUCCUCUGAUACACUUAAACACUGCACUCUGUAACCAAGUUGACAUUUUUAAAGAAAUAAUUGAAUGUGAGAACUUUAACUGGCGGAGGAGGGCAGGGAAGCAUGGGUCAUACUAACAGAAAUUACUCUUAUUCUCUGUGCCUGAUAGUGUAUGAUGGGCUGCUGCUGCAAGUGGCUUUUUGCAUGAUUCUUAAAUUGAUCUGCAACUUUUCAUAUUAUUUUAAAUCGAGGGUUUUCUGUUGUAGUUUUAGGAGAACCCAAAAUCCCGAGGACAGUCAAAAAGUAAUGCUCUUGCCCUUGGUAAAAUAGCUUAAAGUGAUUUUUCUUUUUUUUUUUAAUAAAAAUAAAUAUAGAAAGCAACAUGGCAUUCAUGCAAAAACCCAGGAACCUAGUAAAUGCCUUCAACUUCUGAAUAACCUGUGUAUUGUUUUGUUGCUGCUAUUUGGAAAUGCUGAUUGUGCCAUACAAGAUACUGUCUGGCCUGAUUUGUAGCAGUGGUCAGUCCCUUUGUGGACGGUGAAUUUAAUCUGAAAUAACGCUCAUUCUAAGAGAUGAAGUUGAUGGGGGAUGUGGGAAUAUAUAUGCUUCUGCAUAGCUGUAAAAUAGAGAUAUAGGUAGGUCAGCCUUCAAUAUUAACAGGUCAAAGUCUGCUUCUGGGGAAGAACUGAAACAAUUUCACACACUGCUGUUUGAGAUAAUAUAAUACCUACGUGCCGUUCUUCAUAUGUAUAUAAUCUUACUUUUGUACUUUGUGAUCUGCAAAGACAUAGAGGGACCAGUAAAGGACGACAAGGUGUUCAUCCUCCAGUCAUAUUAAGAACUCUCCCUGUAUCUUGAGAAAGAAACAGUUUGUCACUGUAUGAGUCAUUGAAGGCUGGCUGAGCUGUCUUGAGUUCUUUUGUGUGCCUUCUGAGAUUGCUGUUCAAGAUGAAAUAUUUAAAUUAACUACUUGGCUUUGGUUUAUUAUUACCUUCCUCAAGCAAUUUAUACUUUUUUUUCUUUUACUGUCACACAAGCACUGCUUUUAACAUCAUAUGUGAAUGUAAGUACACAGCUGCUUUGUAUACUUGCUUGUGGCAAACCUCAUGUACCUACUGCAGGUGGUUUUAUCCAAUUUGGUAAUGCUUGCUCCCUUGUGAUGCAGGCAGGUCACUUGAUGCUGACCUUGGCAGACAGUCUGCAGUUUCACUUGUGAUCAUCGAUUUGGGAGGACUGGGGAAGAAUUUUUGUCUAUAAAAACACAUUGCUUAGAUUUAUUUUCAAUGUCGUUGACUUCAGGGGUUCAGAUUAUGGUAGGAUACUUUGUGUGGGAUGGCCCAGGCUUUGUGAGGAGUAAUCAAGGGACCAUUAGUUCAGCAACCCCUGAAAGGGGGAGGAUACUUUUCAUCUUGCCUUCCCCCCUCUCUUCAGAACUAGGGUUUUAACCAGAAGAAAUAGGAAAAUAAAUUAAUGCAAGUUUACCUAGGCUGUGCUUUCAGCAUGUGCUACUUGGUGUUUCAGGUUUUGUUGGGUUUUUUUUGGUUUUUUUUUUUAGUCUAUGGUUUCCCUUUGUCAUGCAGCAGCAAUGUAAUAUGUGGUUAUGCAGUGGGGGAACAUCAGAGGCAAACAAUA